This is a messenger RNA of Gilbertella persicaria, 2408 nucleotides long. RefSeq lists its product as uncharacterized. Bases 51 to 2297 code for a protein of 748 amino acids. NCBI's taxonomy places the organism in Eukaryota, Fungi, Mucoromycota, Mucoromycetes, Mucorales, Choanephoraceae. The record is from RefSeq and is a predicted model, not a curated record. The transcript is spliced from 3 exons.
UUUCUCUUUCCCUUUUUUUCCUUUUCUCAUAAAAUUUACUUCUGAAUAGAAUGAAUAUGUUUCUUUUCGACUCGAGCCAAAAUAAGCCAAAACCAAAGAAACACAAAACUAAAAAAUCAAUUGAAGCAGCCGAAGCAAGAGCAGCAGCCAAAGCUAGGAAAAUACAGCAAGAUGAGAUGGAUGCAUUACAAAUUACCUUUUAUGAAAUAGAGUCAUGGAUCGAAAAAACGGCACCAGCACUCGAAAAGAUGACAAAAGAACUAGACAAAGCAUCCCAACAUUUCACAAAUAAAAAGAGAAAAGACAAACAUUUACCCAACAAUACCACUGCUCUCAUGAACCCUACUGGCAAUACAACAAGCAUCAAUUCACUAUUGGAGCACUAUCAACAUGAACUAGCAGCCAUGCAAUGGAAACUGUCUUUUCAACCGGGAAAUUCACUCAGACUUGAAACAAACAUCAAGUCAGUCGAACAGCUAAUUGAAGCUGUACAAAAGAUACAACUCUUGGCCGAACCCUCUACCACUUUCAAUAUUUCUCGAGAUUGUGACUCUGUGAAUGAAGAAGAUUUCAGUUCUUCGGGAUCGUUUGUUGAUUCUUGUAUUGAAUAUUGGAAUUUAGCUAUGUAUCGCCGCCCUGCCAUAUGUGUUAAAGAUUACGAACAUGAUGAUAUGAGUCUCAAAAGCCUUACCGAAGACGUAACGCCAAGCGUUCUUGCUUAUAUCUGCCAGACCUAUUGGGAUUGCCUGCAUCCCAAGUUUUCAGAAGACUGGUCUACUUUUUGGGAGAGUUCAGAUGAUCCAAAUCGCAAUCAACUUCGUAUUGAUUCUGGUUUAGCUAUGGUUUUUGAACAUAUUGUUCGUCAUGACAGCAAUGCUUGUGCUAAUGCACAAGCCUUGAGCCAUUACUACUAUGGCCGCGCACAAACACUGCUUAAUUUGUCUUUUGUCACCGUACUCAAGAAACAUGACUUCCAAUCAGGCAUUUAUAUUGAAUUUGCAUAUCGUAUGAUGCAUCAACUUGGAAUUCACCAAAUGUCACAAUGGCCAGAGAACAGGCUGAUAAGAAAAAGAAAUUUCAAGCUCUAUAUGGUGUUGUAUUAUAAUGAUACAAUAAUUUCUGUCUAUUCAAGAGAUCCACCUGUCCUAGACGAAACAUCAAGCGAUGUUGAUUUUUAUGAAAUGAUUUCGCUUAAUGAAGCACUGGUCGAGCAUGGAGAAGCCAAUUAUGAUGAAAAGACGCUUGCUAGAGAGACAUUUUAUGUUCAUUUACUGGAACUCAUUCGUGUGUCGAAGCGUAUUGACGCCUUGACCCGAGAAUAUCAGCGACAAAACUUACAACAUCAUCAUUCAGGUACAUUGCCUACUCGUUGGGCUAGAAAAGUGCAAGAAUUAGAAGUCGCAUUGGCUACUUGGUUUGAUCGAUUGCCUGUUAUGUAUCGUGUGGACCCAAAGCCAACAGAACUAUUCUCCAAGUCUUACAAAAACAACUUACACAACCACAGUACGAUGGAGAUGGAACCAUUAAGAGAGCAGUCAGCCCUUUUAUUGAUGCUACAAUAUCAGACACAAUGGCUUAAGUUACACAAGACGUUUCUAUCUAAUAACAUCAAAAAAUCUUCAAUUGGUCAUGUUGUAUCUGAUGCAGACAGAGAUACAGCUUCUUCAGAAACAAGUCCUUACUGUACUUAUCGAUCCUAUAUCAUUUGCUCUGAUGCUGCUAAUCGCAUAGUGAUUAUGGCUGAAAUCAUCACUGAAAGAUUCAAUUGGUGUGCUUGCCAGCAAUUCAUCAAUUUUGUUUAUCAAGCAUCUACAGUCUACUGCAACCGAAUAUUAAACAAAGACGAUGAUUAUAAAUCAAAUAAGGCCAUGAUUCAGCGUAUCAUGAAAGUAUUGGCUUCCAGCAAAAUCAAUUAUGAAGGGUUACCUGAUGAUCUAACUGCAUGUUUAAAUGACUUUUUAGCCGAAAAUCAUGAUGAAACCCACCCUACUUCACUUACCGUGAAUGAUGAUUUGCUGGAUCAGAUCUUUGCCGCAUGUAAUGAGCAACAUAAAAUAGUGACACAUAACGAUAACAUGUUUAAUUCGCCACACAUGCAUAAACAAUGUCUUUUGCAGUCAAUCACAGCCAAGUCACCCUCAACACUCAACCGUGAAUUGUCUCUUGAGGCAAUGUACUCAAUUAAACUACAAAACCCUAUUGCCGCACCUACCAGCAUAGAAACUGAUGAUUAUGAACAAAAGAAUUGGAGAUGCAAGUUCUCUUCAUUCAAUGUCGCUUCAAAUCAUGUCAAUUAAUACCAAUCAAGUAUUACCAAUAAAGAACACGUCGAUCUUAACCUUCCACUAACCAUUUUCAACUCUCCUAAAAAAAAGAUAUGUUAAGCACGAAACAUAUAGGAGAGAACA